GAAGCCUCCUCCCACUGGCCCCGCCCACUGAAAUCCACACAGACCCACAGAAAGCGGGAGAGGUAUUUAAAACUUUUUGAGAACUGUCACUGGCUUUGUCAUCCAGAAAACCGUGACGCUUUAUUACCGUACCGACAAGAAGAUUUUGCUCUGGUUCUUUAUUUUUUAUUAGACGAAGGAAACGCUACACCGUGAACCCUCUAAGAAAGUUUUCUUCAGCACUACCGAAGAUUCGCUGAGCUAGUGGGGACCGUUCAAGAAGACACCCUGCUGCUACUUUUUCUGCCACGUCUGGCUUCAGGAAAGCGUUUCCUUCCAGCCAUGUGGCAAACGGCACUCAUGCACCCCUCUUCCAUCCUGUUUUUGACCCUCAGCAGCUUGGCCUCGGCAGGUCCAUUGUCUCGGAGCCCUUGUGAACUUUUGCCAGUUGGGGUGGGUCACCCAGUUCAGGCCAUGUUAAAGAGUUUUACCGCCCUAUCAGGCUGCGCUAGCCGAGGAACCGUCAGCCUCCCUCAGGAGGUGCACAUCAUCAACCUACGAAGAGGCAAUGCACAAGGAGACAGAGAGAAACCAGCACAGGUGGCGUUACAUCUGCGGCCCAUACAGUCCUUGAAUGUGCACCAGAAACCGCUGGUCUUCGUCCUGAACUCCCCUCAGCCCGUCCUCUGGAAACUUCGGACAGAGAAACUGGCCUCUGGAAUUAAACGCAUCUUCCAUGUUGCACAGGGAUCAGAAGUGCACUUUGAGGCAGGAAAUUUCUCUGAGUCAUGUGAGGUGAAGUUAGAAAGUCUUCCUCAUGGCAAUGAGCACCUGCUUUCUUGGGCCCAUCAACGCUAUGGCGCAGUUACCUCUUUCAGCGAACUGAAGAUGGCCCAUGACAUCUACAUCAAGGUUGGAGAGGACCCCCUUUUUUCUGAGACCUGUAAGAUUGAUAACAAGUUCCUGUCUCUGAACUACCUGGCAAGCUACAUCCAGCCCCAGCCAUCCACAGGGUGUGUUCUCUCAGGUCCUGAUCAUGACCAGGAUGUCCACAUCAUUGAGCUCCAGGCACCAAACUCCAGCAGUGCAUUCCAAGUGGAUGUGAUUGUGGAUUUAAGGCCGCUGGAUGGUGGCGCCCGACUACAUCGUGACGUUGUGUUACUUCUGAAAUGUGAGAAGUCAGUGAAUUGGGUAAUCAAAGCCCACAACGUCAUCGGCAAACUGGACAUUGUGACGUCAGAUACCGUCAGCCUGAGUGAAGGCACAGAAAGGCUAAUGCAGGUGUCAAAGAUGGUGAAACAGAUGCUGCCUGCAGGAUCUCAGGCUCUCAUUCAGUGGGCAGAGGAAAACGGAUUCAAACCCGUCACUUCCUACACCAACACCCCUGUUGCCAAUCACUUCAAAUUGCGCCUCAGAGAACGAGGCAAGAGCGAUCUAGGGAUCAUGGAUGAGGGAAUGCUCCCACCAGAGUUGUCUAUUCUCCGCAACAUCAACCCACUUCCUAAGCCCAGCACCCGGGAUUCCCCUGCACAGAACAGGUUCCCAUUCCCCUUCCUGCCAUCUGUGGAGCAGGGCCAGUCAUUCCUACCUGUGCCCCCGUCUCUUGAGGAGCGAGUCUAUCAGGCUGGGGGUCCCGAGGAACAGCAGGGUGCUCCGAAUGUAGGAUUCAGUGUGCAGUGUGAGAAGAACAAAAUGGUGGUCAGCAUUGACAAGGAAACUCUGCAGGCCAAUGGGUUUGGAAAACCCAAUAUCACUCUUCAGGACUCCCAAUGCAAAGCAACCUCCAACACCACCCACUAUAUACUGGAGACACCCCUGUCUGACUGCCAAACCACCAAAAUUCCCUCCCACCCCAGCCCAGUGGUCCUCUAUAUCAAUUCAAUUGUUAUUAGCCAAUCAGAACAGAAGGAUGGAAGCGGCUGGCCCUUUGAAUAUGAAGAUCUGGAGUCAGGAGAUGUUGUAAUGCCAGGAGAUCUGGAUGUGACAGGGAAAUUUAUAGCUGAAAAUGGACAUCUUACGACUAUCUUGUUCAACUGCACGUACCGUAAGAACCAGGACACCCAAGUUGACAGUGGUAAUGGAUCUGAUGAUUUCGCUGUAGACUCUCUAAAUAAUGUAACCUUCAACAUGGAACUGUAUAACAAUCCAUUCCACUACACCAGCACUCAGUCCUUCCUCACCAUCACAGAGAACAGACCCAUCUAUGUGGAGAUUUCAGCCACAAAAGCCGAUCCUAACCUUGGGUUCAUGAUCCAGACCUGCUUCAUAUCUCCAGACUCCAGUCCUUUGAUGCCAUCAGACUAUUUUAUCAUAGAGAACAUAUGUCCAAAGGACGACUCUGUGCUCUUUUACCCUCAGCAAAGAGAUUUCCCCAUCCCUCAUGCUCCGAUGGACAAAAAACGCUUCAGUUUCACCUACAGAUCAAAGUUUGACGUAUCAUUGCUCUUCCUGCACUGUGAGAUGUCCCUCUGCUCCAAAAGAAAUGACAAGGAGACGAACCUGCCAGAGUGUAUGUUACCAGAUGAAGCCUGCACUUCCCUCAGUCUGGACAGCAUCAUGCUCAUGAUGAUGAACACCAAGACCAUCACCAAGCCAAUGGUGGUCAUCUCCGACAACACACCUGUCACUGUUAACGUACCUGUGGAGCCACCUAUUCCACUACAUCCAGGCAUUAUAUAUUUCUUGGACACCCCAAUUGUGGUGGGCAUCGCUUUUGCUGCCUUUGUGAUCGGAGCCCUUCUGACUGGAGCUCUAUGGUUCAUCUACUCGCAUACAGGUGGCACAGGAGCGAGGCAUCAGGUGCCAAAGUCUCAGCCGGUGUCUGAGAACAGCAGUGCGGCUCACAGUAUCGGCAGCACACAGAGCACGCCGUGUUCAAGCAGCAGUAAUGCAUAGAGCAGCUGGACUGAUGAUGCUUCCAUCGGCAUUAUGAGUUGUGGAAGAAUAGGUGAUUUCGUAGCAUAUCCUGAGGCCUUAAAAUUUUCAUUAUUUGGAACUGAAAUGCUUAGGCUGAACAUACAACCGGAUGAAAAAAGCUACAUUUAGAGGUGAGGGAAAUAACCAAAUCAAGAUCCCAGAGAGUUUUGAAAUGUUGCCUUUUUUUUUUUUUUUAACCCCACAAGAGAGUGUUGUUUUUGCCUUAUAUGGUUGAGAUCAGCAUGAAAACAACAAAGGCUGUUUACAUCACUUAUUAUGGCACGAAGGCAGUCCAGAGGAACAGUUAGUACUCUGCGAGGUUACACAAAGGCUCUGUCUUCACCUAAACUAAGAUCAGUGCCUUGCUAAAAUGCAUGCACGCCAUGAGUAAAGGGUGUAAAAGCCUUUAUCAGAGGCAUUUUCAUUAUAUAGGACAGGUUUUGGAAUAUUGUAAAAUAAUGUAUAUUCUGUGAAUAUUGUAUGAAAUGUGUUGAGAUUUAAAGUUAAGUUCCAUAAAAAAAGCUUUAAUUAAACCAAAUAUUGAUCAGAAGAUUAUAUACCAUUAAGAAAAUCAUUAGACAAAGAUUAAUGAAUUUACAGAAAUACAUGCACAAGCGCUUUUCCAAAAUUGGCCUUUUGAAAGAUAGUUGCAAAAUAAUAAGAAGUAGUAGAUUCUAAUGCUAUAAUUUGUUUUCCACCCAAAGUUUGAUACUGUUAGAGUCUAUACAGAUAAUUGCUGAUAAUAAGGGUAGUUAAAAAUGGAGUCAAAAAGAGUCAAAAAUGGCCUUUUUUUAGAGAAUGUGAAUUUUAAAUGCUGGGCAUUAUUAUUCAACAUUGGUAUAAACAGUAAUGAUUUCAGCAAACAGCAGACUGUUAUAUUUUGAGAUUUUGUCCUUGAAUUUAAAAUUCAUCAUGAGCUUUUUGUUGAGAAAGAUUCAAUGUGCCUAGUCACAAAUGAUGUGGAUAAUAUAAUGCCAAAGAUGGGCAUUUACUUUCCUGUCUUUUAAUGUUACAGCAGCCCCUGCGUGUGUGUAUUUAGGUACUAACCUACCACUAAAGUCAACACAAAAUCAACAUUUCUCCAAAAAACAAUCGUUAUUUCUACUGUGUAUGUGAAGUUAGCAAUUUGGGAUUUUGUGUAAAACAUGCGUACAGAUACACUUGUAAAGUGCAAGAAAUGUGUUAAUGCAAAGCCAGAGUAAUCCCACCGUCUAAACUUUACAUGAAUGUCAGAACAUUAUAAGUGCCUUAGCUAUAUAUGAGUAUAUGCUUUGUUUCAGAGAUAAAAUGAGGCAAGAAGGGAAGUGGUGUUUGCUUUGCUUUAGGCACAGUAUAUACCCACUGAUGUGAAAAUCUGCCAGAUCUGUGCAUCUAGUUCUAGAUCUGUUUUUAGUAUAUAAUGUUGCUUGCGUGUGUGUGUGUGUGUCUGUGUGUGUGUUUGUGUUGCUUGCUACAGACUGUACCUAUAGAAUGUACUUUUUUCAAACAUUAAAUCCAUUGUAAACUUGUAUAAAUGUCUCCUGUAAGAGAAAAGAGAGUAAGAAUUUAAACAUUUAUUUGUGUAUAAAGUUAUAUUUUUCUAGAGAUAUAUACAUAGAGCCACCCUAUAAUUCUAUCUGCAUACUGUGAAUUUUUGUGGGCAUAUUUCUAUAUAAUGUUGUGUGUUUUCUCUUAGUCUAAAAAUAGUCCAUAAUGCUGAAGUGAGCUGCAUUCACUGACAUAGUCAUAUAAAAUAAGAUGUUUUAUUA
Carassius auratus (goldfish) is the source of this 4643-nucleotide messenger RNA. RefSeq names its product transforming growth factor beta receptor type 3-like. Gene Ontology annotation, molecular function: glycosaminoglycan binding; type II transforming growth factor beta receptor binding; transforming growth factor beta binding. Bases 322 to 2874 code for a protein of 850 amino acids. Lineage: Eukaryota; Metazoa; Chordata; Actinopteri; Cypriniformes; Cyprinidae. Gene Ontology annotation, biological process: transforming growth factor beta receptor signaling pathway; cell migration; regulation of transforming growth factor beta receptor signaling pathway. The transcript is spliced from 16 exons. The record is from RefSeq and is a predicted model, not a curated record.